Messenger RNA from Chlamydomonas reinhardtii, 8490 nucleotides. RefSeq lists its product as uncharacterized. The transcript has 8 exons. Bases 301 to 7980 code for a protein of 2559 amino acids. The record is from RefSeq and is a predicted model, not a curated record. NCBI's taxonomy places the organism in Eukaryota, Viridiplantae, Chlorophyta, Chlorophyceae, Chlamydomonadales, Chlamydomonadaceae.
CUCACAUGAGUUCACCUUACCGUUGUGUAUUUACACAUAGUUGCAAGUAGCGGGCACAAUUGAUGCUUCCACGGCUGAGCUGUCAACUUUGAAAGGUCGAACCUGUAGCGCCGCUGCGAACCAGCGCCCUAACUCUCAGACAGAGCUGCUUUUAGUAUGCAUGAGCUGCUGGCUAGCACUUUGGUCUUUGCGUGCGUGAUACCGAAAACCUCGGAGCCAGCUUGAACGUCGCCCGUCGCUGAAUUGGCCAUGAACACCGGCGAUGAGCGCUGCCCGGUGGCGGAGCGUAGCUGGCAUAGCAUGGAGGAUGAAGAUAUUACGCGCACGGGCAGCCGGGCGUGCUCCCAGGAGGCGCCGCGCCGUCUCACUGGCGAAGACGUGGCACUGACGCUCCCGAUCCCCACCUCGGGGCUCCUCACGAGCCCGACAAAGGGUGCGCGCACAAGCUUGGUCGUCUCUUCUUCAGGACCCACGCCUUCUAUAGUGGAAUCGCGCUUCAGCCUGGCAGCUCUGCUUACGGGCGGCAGCUGCUGCAGCAACACCCAGGCCGGCACUCCUGUGCCUUCAGCUGCGCCACCGGCUGCAUCCGCUGAGACAGGCCAGACCACAGCCACAGGCGACGUCACCGGGGAAGCGCUGCACAAUGACAGUGCCGCAACUCCUGACAGCUCCCAGGUCCGACGCGCCUCAGCACAGCCGCCGCUGCCAGCACAGCCGCCGCCAUUGCCGCUGCCUCCAGCCGCCCUGCAGGCCACAACCAGCGUCCAUUCGUGGCCGCUGCCGCGUCAGGCGUCCACAGACGUGGGCUACAUUGCCCCAUCGGCGGAGCCGAGCUGCGCUGGCACGGUUGAAGCAAACUCGCCAUCACAUUUGACUGCUUUCGACGAGCCCUUGCUCGAGGAGGGGCCAACGGUUGACGAUGAGGAUUUCUGCAGUGCAGCUUGCAGCGCCAGAUUCAGGGCUUCGGAGCAGGCGGGGACUGCGGGCGAUGACGGAAGCGGGGCUGGGGCGGUGCAAUGCGAUGGCGCUGUGGAGGGAUCCAGCGCCGCACUGCUGGAGGUCCUGGGCGCGGGUCCGGUGGCGUCGGCUGUGGCGGCCGCACCCGACGCUGUGACCGACAGCAAUGAGGCUGUCUUGGUGCCUGAGCCGGCGGACGGUGCAGAGCUGGAGGGAGAGACGGAGCUGCAGGGGGUUGUGGGCGCUGCGCACGAGGACGGAAAGUUGGGCGAGGAGGCGCACGAUGUCACGUGCGACGGCGACGCUGCAGAUCACUCACCAGCUGCUUCAACAGCAGCUGCCGGUGACGAUGGUGACGCAGUCAGCAUCGUGCAAAGCCUUGCAGCUAGCGCGGCGCCCGCUGCGUCCACAGCGCCUCCUACGGCCACCAGCAGCCUGCAGACACAGCCGACUGCCGCUGCCCCAGUAGUCGGCACUACGCAGGGCCAAUGGGAGCAGCCCUCAGCACCCCCAGCCGCCGUGUCUACGGGCGCCUCGCCGCAGCUGUCACCCCAGGCCACCAGCACCUCCCAGGCGCUGGCGGCUGCGCUGUCACCCAGGGCGGGCCCUGGCGGUGGUCUGGAUCUGGAUGAGGAGGAGCGGGUGGUGGAGGCAGCUGCGGCGGUGUUGAACCUGUCACUGCCGCUGCGCACCGGCGCCACCAAGCGCAAAGCCUGCCCCGCGUCCCCGGCCGGCUCAGCCAGGCUGCAGCAGCAACGGGUGCUGUCGUCGCCGGUGGGCUCGCAUGCGGAGCGUGGCGUGGCGCAGGUGCAGGUGAUGCCGCAACCCCAGCCGCAGCCAGCGCCACGCGAGGAAGAGCUGGAGCAGGUGGCGCCGGUAGGGCAGCAGCAGCGGCCUUCGGCAACGGAGUUGGAGGACGACUCAGACGCCGCGUUCUUGGCUUUGGAGGCUGCUGCAGCCGCGGUGGCUGCACCAACGGCGACGGUGGCGGCCUCAACGCCACCGACCAAGCCCGUGCCUUACUCGCCGCUGCGUGACUCUCAGCCCGCGCUCUUCCUGCGCCAGUCGCAAUCGCAGCACGCGGGGCACCACGGCCUCAGGCACUCCGCGCAGCACCAGCAGCUGCAGGCGGCGCUGUCGCCGCAGCCGCCGGGCUCGGCCUGGCGGCCGCUGGCGCCGCAGGAGCAGGAGGUGAUGGACACGCUGCAGCAGCUGCCAGCUGUCAUCGGCAGCCUGAGCGAGGAGUACCAGCGCUACAUCCGGGAGCGCGCGCUGGAGCUCACUCGCAUCAUCGACGAGAAUCUGCAGCGGCAGGGCUGUGGCGGUGUCACCGCCGCCAGUGGCGGUGCUGGCGCAAGCGCGACCGCGGCGCUGGGCACAGCGGACGAUGCGGGCGCCGCUGCUGUUACAGGCAGCAGCCCCAUGUCUCGUUGGACCAGUGGCGCGGGCGGCGGCGUGGGGCUGGCGGCGAUGCCGGGCGCGACGCCGUCCAAGGAGGCCACUGCGGCGGCGGCGCUGCUGCUGACGGUCGCUGUCAACAAGACGCGCUGGCCUUACGGCUCAAUGGGCGGCGCCGGCGGCUGCGCAAGCUGCGGCGGCGCGCCACAGAUGACGCCGCCACAUGCCGUCAAGACUGCUGGGCUGGACUUUGGCGGUGAGGGCGCCGCCGGCGACGGCGCGCGGCGGCCCUUCCUCAGCCCCGAAAUGGACAUCGUGACGCCGCUGGUGCUCCGGCCGCUGAGCCACGAGCAGGGCGCGGCUGCUGCUGGCGGCGCUGGCGAGGCCCGCUCCUCAGACCUGCAGCGUAGCGCUCAGGCAGGGCCGGCGUCGGCUGCGCUGCCUGCGGCGUCGUACAGCAUGUGCAUGGGCUCGGCGCUCACCAACAGCCGGGUCGCGGAGCCGGGCGCGGGCCACAGCCCGGAGCUGACCAGCGGGGCCUUCUCCAUUCGCGGCGUCGGUGCGGCACCGGCUGAUGUAGGCGGCGGUGCUGGCGCAUUGCCCAGCAACGGCACGGGCAUGCUAGAGCGGAAUUGCUCUGGCCGUGAGCGGACGCCGGUAUCCCACCCGCCAGCCGCUGCAGUCGCAGGAGCAGGAGCCGCGGGCGGCGAGGCCGUUGGCGGCUCUGCUUGCGGCAGCACGGCUGUCAGCAACAGCAAGCCGCAGCACGCGCCCGCCGGCCAGCAGCCCCACCAACAGCAGUACUCCAUCCUGCAGAAGCUGCAGCCACACAUGGCCAAGCUCCAGCAGCAGCAGCAACGGCAGCAGCAGCUGCAAGCGAAGGCGCCGCCGCGCGGCCUGGGCAGCGGCCUGGGCGCCGGCCACGGCCGCGGCACGGGCGGUGGCGCAGGUGGCAAGUACGCCGCGCCUACUGUGAAGGCGACCGCUGCCGGCAAGCAGGCGCACCAGAUUCCGCAGUUCAAAGGCCUGGGUCUGGAGCUCGGCAGCCUGCCUUACCUGGACACCGGGAGCGUCGCCGCGCUUGCGCCAAAGAGCGCCCGAGCCCACAACAACGGCACCAACCGCGCCGGCGCCGGCGAUCUCUCGGCCAGGGUGCUGCAGCCGCCGCUCUCCGCUCGAUCCAGGGCUGGGCCCAACACCAACAAGCCCGGUUACGCUGUGGUGGCUGCUGCAGCUCAUCGGGCGGAUAACCUGUCAGAGAUGGAACAGAAGCGGCGUCGCAUCCUCGCCGCUGCCUCAGCCAAGGCACGGCAGCCGCCGGCAGCGGGCGCCGCCAAGGCCGCAGGUGGCACCGGCUCAGACGGCGCCCCGCUGUCACACCGCUCGCGCCCAACGGGGUAUGCCGCCGCCGCGGCCGCCGGCCUCAGCACCUACCAGCAACUGCUGCGUCGCGUCAGCGGUGGCGGCGGCGGUGGUGCUGGUGCUGCCCCUGCUCAGCCAGCCCAUCAGACCCAGCAGCACACCGGGUCCUCGGCUGUGCCCGCCGCGGGGGAAAUGCGGGCGGGCGGCAGCAGCAAGGCCAGCGCCAAUGGCAAGGCUGGGCCCGCCGAUGUCGAGGCGGCACACGUGGAGGAGCUACUGCAUGGGCUGGUACGGGGCAGCUACCCGGGCAAGCUGGGGGAUGCGCCCUACGCCGUGGUUCACGCCUACCCUAUCAUGGCGGCGCCGCCGCCGCUGGAGCGGCGGGCGGAUGCGCCGGAGGCACCGCCGGCGUCUGGCGGUGGCGCGCCGGGCGCCGCAGAGCCCGCGCCGCUGCACACCGCUUUCAAGCUGCAGGACCUGCUGCCUGGCCUGGGCGCUGUCCGUGCGAGCGCAACUGCCCCGCAGCCUCCGCCAGUCACACAGGCGCCGCCGCAGCAGCCACUGCAGCUGCAGGCGCCGGCACAGGCGCGGCUAGAGCCUGAGCAGGCAACCUUGCAAAGCGGUUCGCCUGAGGGUCCUGUGAUGGCCCCAGCGUUCUCAGUCGCCGCGGUGGUGGGUGACGGACACCACGAGCCUGCCACCGGCUUCGUGAUCGUCAGUCGCAGGGCAACGCGGGAGCUUCUGCCUGAUGCGAUGGACGCGGCCAGUGCCGGUGCGGGGCGCAGUGUCGGCGGCAGCGAGAGCAACGCCGACACCCAGCAGCCACCGGUUGCCUCGCAGCUCGACCUGCGCAGCCUGCUGCCGCCGCCGGCCUGGCAGCGCGCCUCCCGCGCGACCACACCGGAGCGCCUGCAUCCGCAGCCGCUGCAAGGGCCUGAGCAUGACGCCGAGGCGGCUCAGCAACAGCAACAGCAGCAGGCCGCAGGCCAGGCUAUUCCGGCGUCCAUGACAGGGCGCUCGGUGUUUGCCGGCGCCGGUGGCGCGAACGCCGCGAACUUGGCGGCGUCGGGUCGGCGUUGGCAGUUGGAUGCCGACCGCUGCGACGCCGACCCGCUCAUUGUACCGGACAAGGAGCAGAUCCAGCACAGCUCGCCAGUGCGGCCCCGCUACACGUCAGCGGCCGACUCGCACGCCUCGCCGCUGACGUGCGGCCAGCAGCAGCACCAGGCAGGCCUUUGCGCGCAGAUGCAGCAGCCCGGACCGGCAGGAGCGCGCGGCGUGGGCGGUCAGCUGCUAGUCAAGCCACCGGCGUCAACACAGCAGCAACAACAGCAGCAGCAGCCCGGAGGCAUUGCCAAGCAGGCCGGCCGGCCCGCGCGAGGCCACUCGGCCGGCCCGCGCCCGUGGGGCGCCGGCAACGGCGGUGCCAAGCGCACAGGCUCGGCGGCUGCUACCAAGGCCGGCGCCGGCGCCGCUGGCAAGGCCGCGCGCUCGCGGUCGGCACCGCGCGCGCACCCAGGGGCUGUCUCGCAGGUGCAGCCGGUGGCACGUCAGCAGCAAGCGCCUGGCACGCCGUGCAGGGCGCCAUCCUCGCCGCCGCCGCCCAUGCAGUCCUGCACGCCGGCGCACCUGCAGCGCUGCUCAGCCGCGGUGGACUACGCUGGCUCGCCCUGCCACCCCAUGCCGACGGCGGCGGCAGUGGUGUCCACCGGUCAUGCCUCGCCACCACUUCUUAACCACGUGGACGGCUUGGGCGGCGGCCUGGCCGGCGCGGUGGGCAGCAGCCCGCGCACGCCCACCAACCGCCGGCUGCACGUGACUAGUCCGGAGGACAUGCCUCUGUCCGCAGCCGCCCAGCACAUUCAGGCGCGCCUGGCGGCGGCAGACGCCGCCGGCCGCAGCACCGGCGGCGGCAGCGGCUCGGUGCUGAUAGUGACCGCCGGCUCCACGGUCGCGCCGCCGCCGCAGGCAGUGCCGCCGCCGCCCGCUGCCGUGGUGGCGUCGUCGCUGAUGGGCGCCGCCUCGUACCGCGCCGCCGGCGCGCUGCCGCACAAGCCCCGCUCCACGCCCGCUGCAAUCACGCCGCAGCAGCUGCGCGGUGGCGCCUGCACAGCGGCGGCGGCGGGCGCAGUCGCGGGCGGCCGUGCCAAUUUCACAGGGUUUAACUCCUCCACCACGACCGCGCCCGGUCUUGCCGCCGCGGCAGCCGCCAUGUCGCCGCCGGUAUGGCGGCCAGCCGCCAGCGCGGUCGCCACUGCGGCGGCUGUAUUCCGCGCGACAGGCUCUCCAGGUGCCGAGGAGUGCGUGUCGCCUGGCGGCCAACGCCGCGACGCAUCACCGUCGCCACGUGGGCUGGGGCACGACGCGACACCCAACAUCCUCAGCCCGCCACGCAACUACGACAGGCCGUGGGCGGCCGGCAUGGCAGGCACGGGCACGCCCCCGCGCGAGCCGGCUGCUGUGGCGGCCUCGCCCGCAGCAGCCACACAGCACCGACUGCAUCACGGCCACCACACGCCCACCAAGGCACGGGGUCCGGCAGCGGCCACGUCAGCGCCUCCUCCGGCCGCUCAGCAUGUGGCGGCCACCGGCAGCCGUCUGCAACAUGUGUCCGGUCGCGCCUCAAGCGUCGCCGAUGCUAAUGCUCCGGAGUCGCUGCGCACAUCAGCAGCGGAGCCGGAUUACGCUCGGCUCGGGGCCAUGGUGUCGCCUUCGUCAAGCAUCCAGCAGUCGGUCAAGUUGGCCGCGGCUGCGCAGCAGCACGACCACCAACAACAACAGCAAGCGACGGGCGCCGCCAAGGCGGCGAGCGGCCGUGCCGUGCUGUCACCGUGGCUGAGCAAGGACAGCACUACGUCCCUGCGCGCAAGCGGCGCCACGUCAGCCGCCGCCGCCGCUGUCAGCGCCGGCGCCGUACAGGCGGACGGCCCUACCAGUCGGGCGGCGGCUGCCGCCGGCGUGGCGUCCGCGUGUGCCGGAGGCUCAUACACCAACAAAAUGCUGGCUCGCCAGAUCGCCUCCCAGCAACGGGCGUCGGAAUAUUCAAGUGGGCGAGGUGGGUUCGUAGGCACCGCCCUCGCGGCCCACCCGAGCGGCCCGGCUCCGGAUCUGCCAGAGGGCGUGGAGGACCUGGCGGAGGCGGGCCAGGAGGGCGCGGAUGAAGGGAGGGACAUGGAUGAGGCAGCGCUGGAGGAAGAGGAGCGGCGACUGACACUGGAGGUGGGCCUGCUGCCGCCGCCCUUGCCGACCGCGGCUCCAGCGGUUCCGAUGGUCGUCGGCGUUCGUGAAGCGCGCAACCGCAAUGGCAGCCGGAGCGCUGUCGCGGCGAGUGCCCCGCGAGCUUCUGCGGCUGCGUCGUGGCGCGGCGGCGCCAGCGGCCUGGGGUCCCUGGCGGCGAGCCUUGCUGCGGGAAGCGCGGCAAGCGACGGGCGCGUGCGGGCGCUGCUGGCACAGGCGGCGUGGCCCGGCCUGCAACAGCCGUUGGUAGAGGACGCGCUGGUAACACUGGCGACUGGCAUUGCGGUCCUGGACCCGUUUGCGUCUACCAACAGGGUAACAAGUGGCGCGGAGCAGCAGCGGGCCGCGGAUGGCGCCGGCGGCGGCUGCAGCCCAACCGCCAUCCCUAUGGGCUGCUUUGCCAUCUUCCGCCGCGGUCACCACGGCGCCGGCCGCAGUUCCGCUGCUGCAGCUGCCAAAGCCCUGCCGCCUACGGUGGCCUCUGCAGCUGCGCCGACGUCCGCCCAACCAGUGCUGCUGCGGGUGCAGGUGGGCGAAGACGGAGCCGUGCAGCUGGCGAUCAUGCGGCCGCGCCGCUCAGCCGCCCCCGGCGCAGGAUUCGGCGCCGGCACGCCCGCGGAGCAGCGCGUGCGGGUGGCUGCACUCACUGGUAUGCAGCCCUCCCUCCCGGUCACGCCGCAAGCGCUGUCGCCCCUCCUCAGCGCCAGCGCCAGCAGCAGUGCGUCCUUGUCGUCCACACCGGGAACGGCUGCAGGAGCCGCAGCGGCGGCAACUGCAGGUGCUGCAGCCGCGGCCGCGGCCGAUGACGCAGACCCCGCCUCCCGCUGGCUGCAGCUGGUGUGUACGGACGGCGGGCUGCUGCGGCUUAGCGCCUGCAGCCCUGCCGACCAUGCCCGGCUGGUGCUGGGCCUGAACGCAGCCAUGGCGCUGGUGGGCGGUGUGGCGGCGGCGGAUGCGCCGCUAGAGGAGGUGGCGCUGCGAGGGCUCGGCGCAGCGGCGCAGGUGCCGUCGACAGCUGCAUCGUGAGGUGGUAGUUGGUAGGAAUGCGAGUGGUUGAUGGCUGUGUGUGUAUUGUGGUGGAAGACUGGAAGAGAAUUGGGUGAAGCGUGUGGGAUGCAUACGCUACGGCGGGCACACGUACGGUACGCGUGGGGCAGCAGGCCUCCUUACAUUGAACACGAGCGGUUGAUAACAGCCAACCCUCACCAGCGGACGGUCACUGUCCAGCCGACCUACCGGGGGCAUCCGAGGCUCUCUUACACUUGCCACCUUCCCGCACGAAGCGUGUGCUGACUACGCAUGCGACUGCCGUCUGCAUGCUUGGACGACAUACGAAUGAUACGAUACGACAUGAAGGGGAGAAACACGUCACUUAAUAAGUUGCCAGGGCUUGAACGACAUCACGCCUGAAGGCUAACAGUACGUUAUUUGCACGCAAACGUGCAGGAGCGGCGUGCUGUGAAUCAGGCACAUCGCGGCAUGAGUGCAUGUACGAAACCUGAAAUGCAUAUACGGUACUUGUAAAGCACAACCUUA